Molecule: messenger RNA, 882 nt
Organism: Ogataea philodendri
Lineage: Eukaryota; Fungi; Ascomycota; Pichiomycetes; Pichiales; Pichiaceae
Exons: 1
Coding region: 1-882 (293 amino acids)
Biological process (GO): deadenylation-dependent decapping of nuclear-transcribed mRNA
Cellular component (GO): P-body; nucleus
Molecular function (GO): hydrolase activity; RNA 7-methylguanosine cap binding
Source: RefSeq, a predicted model, not a curated record
AUGUCCGUGAACGAGCUCGUUUCCCGAUUUGAGUUUGGCCGUGUGUUGAGCUCGGACUCGCAACUGAAGACUGUUGCGCUUUUGGGUUCGAUCGACGGCAAAGAUGCCAUUUUGCAGCUUGAAAAGUCCCAUUUCGACGUCAGCCAGCUCCCGCAGCUGCCUGUGGACCAGAUCCGCGAGAUCGCCUCCAACGACGUGUAUUUCUGGGCCAUGACCACGCUCAAACAGUCGCUUGACAACCCUGCAGCUAAAUUAAAUAUCAUUUAUCCGGCCACAGAAACUCAUAUCAGAAAGUUCGAAAAACCGGUCAUCCACAUCGUCUCAGAAACACCGCUCCUGUACCAGCAGGUGGUUGCUCCUUACAUUGCCACCAUGCGCGGAGACAGAAUCAAAUGGGUGCGCAACAUCCUGUACGAAGGAGCAGAGGCAGACAGAGUGGUUUACAAAAACGACGAUUUCGUCCUCAUCCCGGACAUGAAAUGGGACGGAACCACAAUGGAGUCGUUGUAUCUGUGUGGAAUUGUGUUCCGCGACGAUAUCGCCUCGAUCAGAGACCUGAACGAGUCGCAUAUCGAAUACCUCACCAAAAUAUUGACCACCUUGAAAACGGUUGUGCCGCAGAAAUACAACAUCCGCGCAGACGAAUUGCGUGUGUUUGUGCACUACCAACCAUCCUACUACCAUUUCCACAUCCAUGUGGUGAACGCAUCGUACAAUGGUCUUGGCCAGUCCAUUUUGGCAGGAAAGGCCAUUCUGCUCGAGGAAGUCAUCGAUAACCUCCGGUUUUUGGGCCCCAAGGGAUACCAGCAGCGCACUCUCACGUACGCCAUCAAUGAGUCCCACAAACUCUGGGAGUUGGGUCUAAACAAGACCGCUCUGUAG